UAAAAAGGACCACAAUGCUUAGCAAAGACACAUAUUGCAAGAAGACAACAAGAGACACCGCUCAAAACAAAGACGGAUUCCACUUUUACAAAACUUUUUCACUGGGUGAUUACUUUUUUAUCCUGUUUGCUAACAGGCAGGCUCCAUAAUGAGAUCCUGUGCUUUGUUUGUGUGUCUGCUUUGGGGGCUGAGCACACAGGAUGGAUGGAGUCUUCCCCUGAAGUCAGUCCAUGUCACAUUUCCAGGAGACAUCAUCAAAAACUUGACUGAUAUACAGUUGGCAGAAAGUUACCUGAAGAAGUUUGGCUACAUGGAGAUCUUGCAACGCAGCGGUUUCCAGUCUAUGGUGUCCACCUCCAAGGCUCUGAAGAAGAUGCAGAAACAGAUGGGUCUGGAGGAGACGGGUGAGCUGGAUUCAGCAACUUUGGAGAUAAUGAAGCGGCCUCGCUGUGGGGUGCCUGAUGUGGCCAACUAUAAAACAUUCGAGGGAGACCUUAAAUGGCAACAUAAUGAUGUCACAUACAGGAUUGUCAACUACUCUCCAGACUUGGACAUCUCUCUGACUGAUGAUGCUUUUGCCAGAGCUUUGAAGGUGUGGAGUGAUGUGACGCCUUUGACGUUUACCCGCCUCUUUGAAGGGACGGCGGAUAUCAUGAUAUCCUUUGGAAAAGGCGACCAUGGAGACCCGUACCCGUUUGAUGGAAAGGAUGGUCUUUUGGCCCAUGCAUAUCCACCCGGUGAGGGACUCCAAGGGGAUGCCCACUUUGAUGAUGACGAAAACUGGACGCUGGGAAAAGGACCAGUUGUGAAGACUCAUUUUGGGAAUUCAGAGGGUGCCAUUUGCCAUUUCCCCUUCACUUUUGAGGGCAAAUCAUACACAGCAUGUACCACCGAUGGCCGCUCAGAUAACCUUCCAUGGUGCGCCACCACUGCUGAUUUCAACAGGGACGGAAAAUACGGCUUCUGUCCAAGUGAACUGCUAUACACUUUUGGUGGAAACGCCAAUGCAGCCCCGUGUGUCUUCCCAUUUGUGUUCCUGGGGACGGAGUACAACGGUUGUACCACAGAGGGCCGCAAUGAUGGAUAUCGCUGGUGUUCCACCACAGACAACUUUGAUAAGGACAAGAAAUAUGGACUCUGUCCCAGUAGAGACACUGCUGUAUCUGGUGGAAAUUCUGAAGGAGAGCCGUGCCACUUCCCAUUCACUUUCCUGGGUCAGCGGUACGAUUCGUGCACCAGUGAGGGUCGCAAUGAUGGCAAACUGUGGUGUGCUACCACCAGCAGCUAUGAUGAGGACAACAAAUGGGGCUUCUGUCGUGAUGACGGUUAUAGCCUCUUCUUGGUGGCCGCGCAUGAGUUUGGACACGCCCUCGGUCUGGAUCACUCCAAUAUUCGAGAUGCACUGAUGUACCCCAUGUACAGCUAUAUGGAGAACUUCUCCCUGCAUAGAGACGAUAUUGCAGGCAUUCAGUAUCUAUAUGGACGCAGAGAAGGCCCAGACCCGAUACCUCCGACUGACACACCUACCACAACACCAUUUGAACAUGAACCCACUACCACCCUAAAACCUGUGGAUCCAACCAAUGAUGCCUGCAAAGUUAACAAAUUUGACACCAUCACUGUUAUCAGUAACAAUCUAUACUUCUUUAGUGGCGGGUAUUACUGGAAGAAAUCCACCAGCGAUAACGGGGAGGUCAAAGGUGCGUUCAGAAUUUCUGAGCAUUGGCCAGCACUGCCAGCAGUCAUUGAUGCUGCCUUUGAAGACAUUCUCACCAAGAAAUUGUACUUCUUCUCUGGGCGCCAAUUCUGGGUUUAUUCAGGACAGAAUGUUCUGGGCCCCCGCAGCAUAGAGAAGCUCGGCCUCCCCAACAUCCUGGAGAAGGUGGAGGGAGCACUGCAGAGAGGGAAAAGCAAAGUCCUGCUUUUCAGUGGGGAGAAAUACUGGAGGUUUGAUGUGAAGACCCGGUAUGUUGAAAGGGGCUACCCCCGAUAUACGCACACUGCUUUUGGUGGUGUUCCCAAUGACCCCCAUGAUGUGUUCCAGUUCAAGGGGUACAUCUAUUUCUACUGGGACCGUUUCUACUGGCGCAUGACGUCCGGCAAGCAGGUGGAUCGUGUUGGUUAUGUCAAAUAUGACCUCCUCAAGUGUUCCGAUUCUUGAACCCUUGUGAGGACUAUUCUGUUGAUAUGUUGACAAACCUAUGUCCUGCCUGUGCAGGAAUUAGGGAGCGUGUAAAUCAGCAUUUAUGCCUGAUGAGAAAUUGUAUUGUUGAUAGGGCAUUGUUGAUGUGAUGCACACAUUGGCCUUUAUAGCAUGUUAAUCAUGCUAAAAAACAAACAAACAUCUGGAUCAAAUUCCAAAGUUUCUGAAUAAUUUAUACAUUAAUUAUCUGACUGGUGCAGACUUGUAAACAGCAUUUCAUUGUUUUGGUAUCUGUUGUGUUUUUACAAUCUACAUGUAUACUUUA
Molecule: messenger RNA, 2468 nt
Organism: Doryrhamphus excisus (bluestripe pipefish)
Lineage: Eukaryota; Metazoa; Chordata; Actinopteri; Syngnathiformes; Syngnathidae
Gene: mmp9
Product: matrix metallopeptidase 9
Biological process (GO): collagen catabolic process; proteolysis; extracellular matrix organization
Cellular component (GO): extracellular matrix
Molecular function (GO): zinc ion binding; metalloendopeptidase activity
Source: RefSeq, a predicted model, not a curated record